CCCGAGCGGUGUUUGGCGCGCAGCAGCUGGACUGCCUCAAGCCCGCUCUUGCUCCCUCUCUCGGGGAAAUGGCCCGCCCCCGGCGCGGUGCCCUCAGGCAGCCCACUCUUUGUGUGGUGCGGGGGAGGGGGCGGGAACCGCCGCGGGCAGACGUGAUGCCCGUCGGGGAGUGGGCCGGGCGCCCUCAGGGGCCGAGGGCUAGGCGCGGAGGCCCGCUCACGGCUCUCGAAACUCGUCUGCGACCCGUGUGAGUGGCGGCGGGAGGGGAAGGGCCUGUCUGGGGGUCGCCGGCCCGCCGGGCGCACGGAAAUAACUUUGAAACUCGAGCGCGUUGGGAAUCGGAAGUGCUGGGGGGCGCGUGUUGGGGCGCGGGCCGGCCGCGGGAAGUGGCGGCGAGCGCCCGCCGGCCGCGCUGCUCUUUGUUCGGCGCCAGGCUGCCGGUUUCGCGCCCUGCAGCGGACCUGAGGUGGUUUAUCUGGACUAAGCCCCGAUAAGGCGGAUGGGGCGACGGGCCGGUUGGCCGCGACGUCGGCAGUCCCCGCGGAGAUGUGACGGGCUUAUCCGCUUUGGGCGCUCUGGGAGGCGGGGGUGGGCGCCCUUCGAGGUGAGUGCGCCGGGAGCGGCCGCCCAGCUUCAGUCAUGCACCCGCGGUGCCGGGCUUGGCUGAGGAGGCGAGAGCCCACGCGCCGCAGGCAGGAAAGAGAAAGUGAAGCACGGCGUUGGGGCGACGAUGGGCGCCCCCCGCGGCUGCCCGGGAGUACCGUGUGCGCCGCAGCUCGGGGCGACGCGGGCCAACACGGCGGCCGCGACAGGCCGAUGGUAGGGUCGAACGGGGGGGGCGCCCGGGCCCCGUGGCUGGUUCAUCGCCCUCGGCUGUGAGGUCCUGCGCGGCUGGCGCGGCUCCGCUCCUGUUGUCGGCGCCGCCUCGGUCCCACUACCCGCCCUGGGUAGCGUCUCCGCCCUCGGCGGGAGUGCAGCGCUCUCAGACUGACUGGCUUUUUCUUAAUCUUUCGGCUCUCGUCCGAGCCCCUCGUGCCCCUGCGGGGAUUGGCGCGAGUCACCUUGGCGUCUCCUUAACUCUUGUGCCCCUGGCGUCACCUCUGGCUCUCCCAGGGGCGACUUCUUGGCAGAGCGGAGCUCGGGCCCCGCAUCUCCGUAGGGGCUCUCAGUGACCCCUUCUGGGCUCAGUCCGGGAACCAGUUUGUUGGGGGAGAACACCUUCCCCAUUGCGGGGCCUGGGUGUUCGAUUUUCUGUGAGGCACCGAAAGGUGACUUUCCGCGAGGGCGAUGAAGUAGCCCAAGAGGCGCAUCCCCGACGGUCUCGGACCUAAGCAGCCCGGCGGACUUCGGGGCGACCUCCCGCGGGACUUGGCCCGGCAAAUGCAGACAUUCGGGCCUGCCGCGGUGGCGGCAGUGGGGCGUCGAGUCGAGAGGCCAACCGACCGACGCACCACCCGCGCGCUUGGCACUGUGCGCUCUGCCUAUCCGCCCGAGUCUCCAAGGCAAGGGACGCACUCGGCGGCCCCGGGCCACGUGCUCUCUGCGCGCGGUGCGUGCCGAGGCCCGCGCGCAAAGCCCGCCGGGCGGGGGAUGCGCGCCUGCGCGCCGCGACCUCCCUGCCCCCACAACUCCCCGGGACUUUGUCCGCCAGGGGGCGAGAGCGGGCGGAGCUGGGGUCCGGGGAGCGGGGUGGGCCGGACGGAGAGGGCCGGCAGGUGGCCCGGGGCUGCUCGCCGGACAGCGGCCGAGGGGCUCCCGCAGGCCCCGACACCUGUUGGUAUUGGCGGCUGUGUCGUGUGGAAAAAAUUACCGGGCGCCCCGGGGCGGUGCUGCCUUUUGGAUCCUGGGCGGAGUCCCACUCGCUAGGUGCGGUCGGGACCCCUAGCCGUCGCGGGGAGGCCGGGACUUGGUUACUCCGGCGGCAGGCCCCGGCCUGGGGCACCGCCAAGCAGCGGUUUGCAGCCUCUAGGAAUAG
Messenger RNA from Piliocolobus tephrosceles (Ugandan red Colobus), 1975 nucleotides. Its product is annotated as prothymosin alpha. Bases 1381 to 1866 code for a protein of 161 amino acids. NCBI's taxonomy places the organism in Eukaryota, Metazoa, Chordata, Mammalia, Primates, Cercopithecidae. The record is from RefSeq and is a predicted model, not a curated record. The transcript has a single exon.